Molecule: messenger RNA, 1233 nt
Organism: Paramecium tetraurelia
Lineage: Eukaryota; Ciliophora; Oligohymenophorea; Peniculida; Parameciidae
Exons: 2
Source: RefSeq, a predicted model, not a curated record
AUGUUUGAAUUAUGGAUUAAUACAUCAUUUUUUUCUUCUCAAACUUGUUUUUUGAGAUCGAAACCAAUAGCCUUACACUACUCUCUUCUUUAUUGUGUUUUGUCACUACUUCAACGAAGGUCUAAAAUGCUUAAAAAUAAUGGACUUAAUUUAUCAUAAAAAGCUGAAGACCAUACAUAUGGUUGUAUUGAAAGUCAAACCUUAAAUCCUACAAAGGAGAUAGAUAUCGAGCAUAUUCUUGCAGAUUAUAAGUUUAUGAAAAUGUUAAAAGAUCCUAAAGUCUAUCCCUACUUAUUCCCAAAAAGAAAUUAGGCUUAAGUUUUCUUUUUUGAUAAUCAAUAUUUUUAGAAAUAUAAAUCUAAAUAGUAAUUAUGGAAAAACCGUGUUUCUCAAAGUAAAUCUUAGUAUUUUUCAAUAAUUCAGCAGCAAGAACAUUUUUUAUUUAGCAGAUCCAUAUAUUUUCUCUUUAAAGGUGAUUGUAAAUUGUAAUAUCCAUCUAAAACAAGUGAUAAGUGUGUUUUUUCAAUGAAGAUUUAAUAAAACUUUGAUUCCACGUCAGAAGAUCUAGAAGUAAUAUCCAUUAACACUGGUUUCCACACACCUACAAAGGCUCCAAUUGCUAAAGUUUUAUCGGCUACAAUUAGUCCUUAGAAUAAAGAGUAAGGUAUGCAAUCUAUUUUUUCUUUCGGAAUUGGAGAACCCAAUGAAAUCCAAUAUAUGUAGUUAAAUUGGCUAAUUGGCUAUCUUAAUUAAGGACAAACAGAAUUAGGAGUAGUUCAUGAAGAUUCUAAAAAUGCUAAACUCAAUACAUUUUAAUCAACUUGGAGAUCAACCAAGUGCAGUCAUUCCUUUUUUCACAGUUCUUAAAUAUACUAUUUUGGAUAAAAAUUUCAAGACAUCCUUCUUUUAUUCAUGAACUUGAUAGUUUUUUGCGGUUUUCUUGGUUUCUUUCAAGGUUUCAUGAAUAAAGUUUUAUCUAUUUUCUAGUUCUAUUUCUAACAAUAAUGGUUCAAACUUCAGAAUUCUUAAGAAUAUCAUCUCUUCCAUUUAGAUUAAAUUCAUUCUCGUUUUCUUAUUCCUCAGUAAACGUAUAAACUUUUCCGCUAAUCAUUUUUUUACUCAAACUCUCUUUCCACAUCCAUUUAGACUACAAUCGAAUUUCGAUUCCUACAUUCCUCCUUUGUUUAUCAAAUUAUUUCUAAAAAUCAGUUAGUUUGGUUCUUCAAAUUUUGA